GCGGCGGCGUGGGCCGUGGGCCGUCAGGGCAGCCCUGAAGGGGCCCCCUCCCCACUCCGCUCGAGUAGAAGUGUGAGAGAGCCCAGCAGGACUCAGAGGGGAGAGUUGGAGGAAAAAAAAAAAAAGGCAGAAAAGGGAAAGAAAGAGGAAGAGAGAGAGAGAGAGUGAGAGGAGCCGCUGAGCCCACCCCGAUGGCCGCGGACGAAGUUGCCGGAGGGGCGCGCAAAGCCACGAAAAGCAAACUUUUUGAGUUUCUGGUCCAUGGGGUGCGCCCCGGGAUGCCGUCUGGAGCCCGGAUGCCCCACCAGGGGGCGCCCAUGGGCCCCCCGGGCUCCCCGUACAUGGGCAGCCCCGCCGUGCGACCCGGCCUGGCCCCCGCGGGCAUGGAGCCCGCCCGCAAGCGAGCAGCGCCCCCGCCCGGCCAGAGCCAGGCCCAGAGCCAGGGCCAGCCGGUGCCCACCGCCCCCGCGCGGAGCCGCAGUGCCAAGAGGAGGAAGAUGGCUGACAAAAUCCUCCCUCAAAGGAUCCGGGAGCUGGUCCCAGAGUCCCAGGCUUACAUGGACCUCCUGGCCUUUGAGAGGAAACUGGAUCAAACCAUCAUGCGGAAGCGGGUAGACAUCCAGGAGGCUCUGAAGAGGCCAAUGAAGCAAAAGCGGAAGCUGCGUCUUUAUAUCUCCAACACUUUUAACCCUGCGAAGCCCGAUGCUGAGGAUUCUGAUGGCAGCAUUGCCUCCUGGGAGCUGCGGGUGGAGGGGAAGCUCCUGGAUGACGUACGUCCUGGCCCAGCCCGCCCGCUCCCAACUCAUUCUGCCCCGACGGUCCCUGUUCCGCCCCCACGGUCCGUUCCUCUCCCACAGCCCAGCAAGCAGAAGCGGAAGUUUUCUUCCUUCUUCAAGAGUUUGGUCAUUGAGCUGGACAAAGACCUUUACGGCCCUGACAACCACCUAGUGGAGUGGCACCGGACGCCCACAACGCAGGAGACGGACGGGUUCCAGGUGAAGAGGCCGGGGGACCUGAGUGUGCGCUGCACGCUGCUCCUCAUGCUGGACUACCAGCCUCCCCAGUUCAAACUGGAUCCCCGCCUGGCCCGCCUGCUGGGCCUGCACACACAGAGCCGCUCAGCCAUCGUCCAGGCCCUGUGGCAGUACGUGAAGACCAACAGGCUGCAGGACUCCCACGACAAGGAAUACAUCAACGGGGACAAGUAUUUCCAGCAGAUUUUUGACUGUCCCCGGCUGAAGUUUUCUGAGAUUCCCCAGCGCCUCACAGCUCUGCUAUUGCCCCCUGACCCAAUCGUCAUCAACCACGUCAUCAGCGUGGACCCGUCGGACCAGAAGAAGACGGCAUGCUACGACAUUGACGUGGAGGUGGAGGAGCCACUGAAGGGGCAGAUGAGCAGCUUCCUCCUGUCCACGGCCAACCAGCAGGAGAUCAGCGCUCUGGACAGUAAGAUCCAUGAGACGAUUGAGUCCAUAAACCAGCUCAAGAUCCAGAGGGACUUCAUGCUAAGCUUCUCCAGAGACCCCAAAGGCUACAUCCAAGACCUCCUCCGCUCCCAGAGCCGGGACCUCAAGGUGAUGACAGAUGUGGCAGGCAACCCUGAGGAGGAGCGCCGGGCUGAGUUCUACCACCAGCCCUGGUCCCAGGAAGCCGUCAGCCGCUACUUCUAUUGCAAGAUCCAGCAGCGCAGGCAGGAGCUGGAGCAAUCCCUGGUUGUGCGCAACACCUAGGAGCCCUGUGAACGAGCGCCGCUGGGGGCCUCAGGCCCUGCCCUGUCCCCUAGGGCUCCGCCAUCACUCCUGACGCCUGGCCUCGCCUCUCGGGUGAGGCAGGGACUGGAUUAAAGGUCAUUCACCUGAUAA
Balaenoptera ricei (Rice's whale) is the source of this 1862-nucleotide messenger RNA. It is a transcript of the gene SMARCD3, whose product is annotated as SWI/SNF related, matrix associated, actin dependent regulator of chromatin, subfamily d, member 3. Lineage: Eukaryota; Metazoa; Chordata; Mammalia; Artiodactyla; Balaenopteridae. The coding region runs from base 192 to 1730 and encodes 512 amino acids. The transcript has 13 exons. Gene Ontology annotation, cellular component: SWI/SNF complex; nucleus. The record is from RefSeq and is a predicted model, not a curated record. Gene Ontology annotation, biological process: regulation of transcription by RNA polymerase II.